This is a messenger RNA of Chanos chanos (milkfish), 3030 nucleotides long. RefSeq names its product lysine demethylase 1B (gene kdm1b). The transcript has 21 exons. The record is from RefSeq and is a predicted model, not a curated record. Gene Ontology annotation, molecular function: zinc ion binding; oxidoreductase activity; protein binding. The coding region runs from base 74 to 2584 and encodes 836 amino acids. Lineage: Eukaryota; Metazoa; Chordata; Actinopteri; Gonorynchiformes; Chanidae.
UCGAAUAAAAAAUUGCUCACCUUAAUAUUUACAACCCUAAACCUCUUUCUUUGUGAAAAGGCCAUAUUCUGCAAUGCUCUCUGACGCAGAUUAUGGGGGGCCCUCAUCUGCGAGUCGGCAGCGGGCAAAGAAGAGAGUUGCCUCAGCAGUAGAUUCAGCCACAGACAGUGUGCGCUCCUCUAGGCAGGCCAGUGUCAGGGUGAAGCGAAGCAGCAGCACUCCUACGGGACAGGGGAAUACAAAAAGAAAGACCACUGAUACAGAAGAGGAAGAUGACCAAUCGGAGAAGAAGUACAGGAAGUGUGAAAAGGCUGGUUGUCCAGCUACGUACCCUGUGUGUUUUGCCAGUGCCUCUGAAAGGUGCGCAAAAAAUGGCUACACUUCUCGAUGGUACCAUCUGUCGUGUGGAGAACACUUUUGCAAUGAGUGUUUUGACCACUACUAUAGAAGUCACAAAGAUGGCUAUGAGAAAUACUCAUCAUGGAAGAGGGUAUGGACAGGAAAUGGAAAGAGUGAGCCCAGUCUGAAAGCUUUCAUGGCUGACCAGCAGCUUCCAUACUGGGUCCAGUGCACAAAGCCGGACUGCGGCAAAUGGAGACAGCUAACGAAAGAGAUCCAGCUCACUGCUGCACUGGCUACCACCUACCGCUGUGGCAUGAAAUUCAACAACGUCAAAAGUGAAGGUCCAGACCAGUGUUCCCUGCCUGAGGACAUGAGGGUGGCUGGGGUGAUGGAGAGCUGGUGGCACUCUAUGCUGAUCCUGCCUCCUUUACUGAAGGACAGUCCUGCCAAUCCAUUUCUGACUGCCUACUACCCUGACUGUGUGGGCAUGAGUCCCUCUGCUUCGCCUAGCAACUAUUCCCAUGGCGAACUGAGGGCGGAGCAUCGCCGGGUCGUCCAGCCUCAAAUUCCAGGACUGUGCUCAUACUUCCAGCCUUUCUAUCAGCCCAACGAGUGCGGCAAAGCUCUGUGUGUCAGGCCAGAUAUGAUGGAGCUGGAUGAACUCUAUGAGUUUCCAGAAUUUUCCAGGGAUCCCACCAUGUACCUCGCUCUUCGCAACCUUAUUUUAGCUGCCUGGCACAGGAACUGUAAGGAGGUCCUGACCCCUCAGAAGUGUGCCCCUCAUGUGAUUGUUCGUGGGCUGGUACGCGUGCGCUGUGUUCAGGAGCUGGACAGGGUGCUUCACUUCAUGACCCGCAAGGGCCUAAUCAAUACAGGUGCUCUGCUAGUCAAACAGCCUCUGCUACCGGAGCCAUACCGUCUCAAAAAGGUACUUGUGAUUGGCGCAGGAGCGUCUGGGCUAGCCGCCGCGAGACAGCUGCAAAACUUUGGCAUGCAGGUGGUGGUGUUGGAGGCGAGAGAACGGAUCGGCGGACGAGUCUGGGAUGACACGUCAUUGGGCGUCACUGUUGGACGUGGCGCUCAGAUCGUUAACGGCUGCGUGAACAAUCCCAUCGCCCUGAUGUGUGAACAGUUAGGCAUUAAGAUGCACAAGCUGGGGGACCGGUGUGACCUGAUUCAGGAGGGGGGCAUAGCCACUGACCCCUCCAUCGAUAAACGAAUGGACUUCCACUUUAACGCCAUCCUGGACGUCGUGUCUGAAUGGAGGAAAGACAAGUCUCAGAACCAGGAUGCUCCGUUAGGGGAGAAAAUCCAGGAAGUGCAUAAAACAUUCCUGCAGGAGUCUGGGAUCCAGUUCAGUGAGUUGGAGGAGAAAGUUCUUCAGUUUCACCUCAGUAAUCUGGAAUUCGCCUGUGGAAGCACUCUAGAUCAGGUAUCUGCACGUUCUUGGGACCAUAAUGAGUUCUUUGCGCAGUUCUCAGGAGACCACACAUUGCUAACAGAGGGCUACUCUUGUUUACUUCACAAACUGGCAGAGGGACUGGAAAUUCACCUCAAUACUCCGGUUCAGUCCAUUGACUACUCUGGAGAUUCAGUCAAAGUCACGUCUUCCAACGGCGCCCAAUGGACAGCUCAAAAGGUGUUGGUGACCGUUCCAUUAGCUUUGCUUCAGAAGAACACCAUUCAGUUUAAUCCUCCUCUCCCUGAGAGAAAACUGAAAGCCAUUCACAGUCUGGGGGCCGGUAUCAUUGAGAAGAUCGCGCUGCAGUUUCCUUACAGGUUCUGGGACAGCAAGAUCCAAGGAGCAGACUAUUUUGGUCACGUCCUUCCCAGUCCAGAGGGGAGAGGAAUGUUUAGCGUCUUUUAUGACAUGAAUCCUCAGGGCAAACAGAGCGUGCUGAUGUCAGUCAUCACUGGUGAGGCCUUGUCUGCAGUCAGGGAUCUUCAGGACAAAGAGAUUGUGGAUCUCUGUAUGAAAGUCCUACGGGAACUCUUCAAGGAGCAGGAGGUUCCGGAACCACUGAGGUACUUUGUGACCCGCUGGAGUAAAGACACGUGGUCGCAGAUGUCAUACAGUUUUGUGAGGACUGGAGGCAGUGGAGAAGCCUAUGACAUCAUCGCAGAGGAUGUGCAAGGGAAAGUGUUCUUUGCUGGAGAGGCCACCAACCGACAUUUUCCACAAACGGUGACAGGAGCGUAUCUGAGCGGAGUUCGGGAAGCCAGCAAGAUUGCGGCCAUGUAGCUGUGACGCUAUAACCAUCUACACUCAGACUUGGACGUUGCUGAAGAGAAUACAGCAAUGACUUUUUGACAGCAAACAUUUAUGCUGCUUGGUGCUACUCAUCUCCGUCAUUCAGGAAGACUUUGCUGUGGUCGUCGUAUUUCAACACAGUUUUCAUUUGUCUUAAAGCAAAGGAACUUCUGUGAGACCCUCUGUUCUUCUUCUUUUUUUUUUCCUCGAUUUAUUUUAUUUAACGGUUAUCUGACCAAGCAGUACCCGUUCGCUGGGGGAAUUAUUUCAUGUGAUUUAUGAACAAUUAUAACUCAUCUACUUCAUGUUUAAAUUGUUGAAUUAGCGCCCCUUUGUUGAUAAGUAAUAUAUAAUUCUGUCUUUGAGUUGUUUGUUAUGAGUUAUGGGUAUAUGUGUAUGUAGGAUGAAGUGUCAAUAGAGUCUGUGUAUGCAAAGAC